Humulus lupulus (European hop) is the source of this 1351-nucleotide messenger RNA. Its product is annotated as large ribosomal subunit protein mL46. Bases 147 to 842 code for a protein of 231 amino acids. The record is from RefSeq and is a predicted model, not a curated record. Gene Ontology annotation, molecular function: structural constituent of ribosome. Gene Ontology annotation, cellular component: mitochondrial large ribosomal subunit. The transcript is spliced from 7 exons. NCBI's taxonomy places the organism in Eukaryota, Viridiplantae, Streptophyta, Magnoliopsida, Rosales, Cannabaceae.
GAUGGGCUUUGGGCUUUCUAACAAGUCCAAUUGAUAUGGAAAAACAAAGAAAAACCGGCGAAAGGGGAAAAACCUUCGACUGAGCUAUCACCCUCCAUUGCGCCCGCCUCCACUUCAUACCCAAAACCCCCCUUCUCAGAUUUACAAUGCAGAGAACAUUAAAGUCGUUGAUUCGACCUGUCUUGAGGCAGAGAGGGUUUUCCACCAGCUCUGAAAGAAUCGUUGCUUCCGUUCUAUUCGAGAGGUUGCCCGUAGUUGUUCCCAAGAUCGACCCCGUCGUCUACGCCUUCCAGGAGUUCUCGUUUAGAUGGCAACAGCAGUUCCGAAGAAGAUAUCCUGAUGAGCUUUUGGAUAAGUCUAAUUCCCGAGGGAAAGGGGACUACCACAUUGACUAUGUACCAGCUCCACGAAUAACUGAAGCUGACAAAAACAAUGACAAAAAGUCAUUACAGAGAGCACUCGAUAGAAGGCUUUAUCUUCUUCUUUAUGGAACCACAGAUGGGGACUCUACUGGUAAGCCUGUGUGGCAUUUUCCUGAAAAAGUUUACGAAUCAGAGGAGACCAUGCGAAAGUGUGCAGAGUCCGCAUUGAAAAAUGUGAUAGGAGACCUAUCCAAUACUUAUUUUGUUGGAAAUGCCCCUAUGGCCCACAUAGCUAUACAGCCCACCGAGAAUCAAGCAGAAUCUCCAUCUUUGAAGCGAUUCUUCUUCAAGUCUCAAGUUAUUGCAACCAACAAGUUCAACAUUAAAAAGUGCGAGGAUUUUGUUUGGGUGACCAAGGAUGAAGUUCUGGAGUAUUUUCCCGAGCAAGCUGAAUUUUUUAAGAAGAUGAUCAUCAGCUGAUUUACACAUGCUUCCGCUCUAUGUAUGAAAUUUUUGCAAUUGAGUCAACAAGAUGACUUUUGACCAUGUUCAAUCCAGAAGCUGAAGUUUGAUAAAAAUUGAAAAUCUUUUAGAGUUGCUAUGACAGGGGAACAGUGAUUCAUCUCAACCUGAGUUUUUAGCACAUACAUGUUUGAGUGCAUCAACUCCUGCAAUUUGCCUAGCUUUUUUUUUUUUUAAAAAAAAAAAACUUAGUCACAGCAAUAAUUUAUUGAGUUGAUCAUGGUUUGCCUCUCACAGUCCACCUUCAAUAACUUGUGUAUCUUUUCUAGUGAAGGAAAAAAAAUGCAUAUGAAGCAUACUAGCAUAGACUCUGUUAUCGUCACUUCGAAUGUUGUUGUAAAUUUUAAAUAAUUAUACUAUAUUUAAGUUUUAAUUUUUCUAGAAAAAAAUUCUUAAUUUAUUGACUCAAUCCAAACAAGAGAAAAAGAAAUUUUUCUCCUUAAAAUCUAACAAAUCUGUUUUCCCUA